GAAAAAGGAAGUACGUACCGGUGAAUGUGAAACUAUUUCCCGCGAGAAGAACGCAUCGAAAGAGAAAUUUCAUCAAGCUUUAUCAGUUCACUUAUGUUGCAUAAAGACGCAUUCGGGUCCGUGUGAAUCGGUCGCAAUGGUUUUGUGACUGCAAAGUGUAACGCUGUCAGGGCAAAGUGAGGGUCUGUGACUGAAAGCAUGGACCGGGAGUGCAGUUCACUGCUGCCCCAGGUCUGUGAGCUGCUGGCGGCCUCGGGCUGCUCCCUGCCCGAUGACACCAGCCUGGAGAAACUGCUGGACUGGUUCACAGCGCUCACAAAGGCCGGCGAAUCUCUGCUGGAAACCUGUCCAUAUCUCCUUGAAUUUAUAUCCACUGUGAUCCACAACACGGCUGCAGACCCCAGCAUCCUGUCAUUCACCAUCAGACUCGCUGGUUUAAUAGCUGCAACCGAGGAUGGCUUCCAAGCUCUUCAGGAGUCCUCUGUUCUGGACCUGAUCGGUAACGUUCAGCACUGGCAGGAAGCAGGCCUCUGGGAGGAUCCAUGCAUCAGGAUCGGCUGGGUCCAGGGCUUUAGGGCCAUGCUGCAGCACCCUAAAGCUCUCGGUUUCUUUUCACAAGCAGGGUCCAUUGAGCCGCUCCUACAGCUCCAGACAGACUCCAGUCUGUUUGUCGUCUCAGCUGCCAAUCAGAUGCUUCUCCACGUUCUGCUUCUCUGUCAGAAUGUCUCAUCUGUUGAAUGUAAAGUGAAACAUAAGAAAGAAGUUGAUAAUGAGGGGACGCAGAGCUCCAUCUCAGACUUGGAACGUUUGGCUGUCACAGUGGAAAAGAGUCAAGACCUCUCUGAUGUUGUGGCAAAGAUAUUGGAGUACCUAAAGAAGUCUUUGGUUCCCAAAGAAACGAUCCAGCUUCAUCAGACUCUACAGAGCCUCAAACUCCUGGCCCUGCUGCUCGACCGGGUCCGGCCUCCUCUACGUGGCACGCUGCUGCACACAGUCUCCGACUCUCUGGAGGAGCUGGUGGCAGCUGACCACAGUCAGCUCACAGUACCUCUCAUGGAUGUCAUUGUUGCUGCAUACAGCAGCGGCUCUGAAGAGCGCCUCCCUGACCAGCGCGUCGGCCAUCUUCUAUCAUUUAUGCUGAGCAUCAAGAAACCUGCCGACCUCCUUCACGCUGCAGCUGCUUUUCUCCACAGAGGCCAUCAUGACCGUGUCCACACAGCUCAGUGUGUGAGAGUGCUCCUGCUGCCACUCCAGAUCAUGACUGGACACACACUCCUGGACACAAACGCUGCAGUACCUGAGCACCGACGUUCAGUGGCCGAGCAGCUGAAGAGUAAAACCUCCUGCAUCUCCAUAAUCUGUGUCUGUCUAUCAAACACCCCGCAGAUCACACUGAUGGAUCCAGAGUGUGUCCCCUGUCCUCCGCCUGUGAUCGUCGCUGCCGUUGUGUCAUCAUUGAGGCUGUGCAGUGGAGACUCGUCCUCUUCACCCGCUGGCUGCAGUGAAGCUUUCAGGAAUAUCGUUGGAAAUAAGAAAGUCCAGAAAUGUGGACUUGAGGCUCUGAUAGGUCUCACUAACUGCCCAGGGGUGAAGGUCAAGUUGAAUGAAGUGAUCACUCUUCUGGUGCAGUAUCUGGAAAAUCCUGAUUCUGAACCCACCGUGCUCCAUAAGUCCUACCAGACUCUAGUUAAGUGGAUGACUGUUUGCACAGACGUCUCCUCGAUAACGGAGCAGCACAGGAAUGAUCUGCUGAGGGUCGUGACAAAGCGUGUGUGUGACAUGCGCUGGGAGGUGAGAGACUCGACCCUGGAGUUCCUGGGACACCUGGCCGGGGUGCAGGUCGGCCAGACGUGCAGCGCGUCGGAGGCUCUGCUGGGCGGCAGCAGCUGCACCAUCCCCCUCCUCAGGGAGGCGCUGCACGAUCCAGAGAGCUACGUGAGAGCCAGUGCAGUGUGCGCGCUGGCUCAGACACUGACACGCAGCUGGCAGCAGGGGGCAGCACUCACCGAGGAGCAGACGGAAAUUGUGGGCCGGCUGCUGGAAAUCCUCUCUGAGGACACCGAGGGGUUUUCCAGACGAGCUGUUGUGCGUUACUUCAUCGUCUGGUACUCCUCACACUCGCCUUCAUCCUCACCCUCGUCGUCCUCGUCCUCUCUCCUCAUGCGCUCCGUGCGCUCCGUCCUCUCACGAGGCAGUGCCGAUCUGGACUGGGAGGUCAAAGUUCACACGCUGCAGCUGGCCGAGCUGCUGCUGGCCAAAGCUUUUUCUGGUCGCUGGGGUCAAACCGGGAGUUUGGCCGUCCCUCCGGCCCCGUAUGCUGUGACCUUUGGCCUGGCCCGCACUCCUUACACACACAGCGGGACACACACAGAGGGAGCGGAGUCGGACUUGGUCAAUGCGCUGAACACCGCGGUCGAUCAGGGAAUCAUCACGGCGUUGCUGAGCAGCCUGGUCGACUGUGAUCGGCCCGUGGGGGUGAAAGCCUGUCAGCUGCUCAUCGCACUCAGAGACGCGGUCUGUCUGUCGCCACAGGGGGAAGUGAAGGCAGCUGCUGCUGUGGAAGACGUUACUUUUGAGCUUUCUGGUCGUGGAUGGGCCAGAGAAAUUAGAAAAUUACUGGCAGUGAAGAAUCAGGCUGAAGAGGCAGACGCCACUGCUCCAAGAGGCUUAAAUGGAGUCGAUGGGACCGAUCCCGCAGCAGAGGAAGAGAUGAGUGUCUCUGCGAGUGUGUGUGAAGUGUUGAGGGGUCUGCAUUUAGACGAGAGGCUCGAAAUCCUGACUCAGAGCAGCGACCACGUUCAGAACUCUCCGCUCUCGCUGCUGCAGGACAUUCUGACUGCAGGACCGUCCCACCGACGGACGGACUCACAACCAGGAGAGGAGGUCAUAGUGGACUGCUACUGACAUGCAGACGCACAAACACGGUGCCUUCGCCUAUGAACACACUGAAGUCAAGGUGGCCUUGGAUUUGUUUGGGACUUGAAUCAAGUAAUGCAGAAAAUAGCCACAAAGUAGAUAAUUAUGAUGAAUAUGUUGCCUAAAUAUUGUUUUUUA
Molecule: messenger RNA, 3054 nt
Organism: Salarias fasciatus (jewelled blenny)
Lineage: Eukaryota; Metazoa; Chordata; Actinopteri; Blenniiformes; Blenniidae
Product: BRCA1-associated ATM activator 1-like
Exons: 12
Coding region: 199-2904 (901 amino acids)
Biological process (GO): DNA damage response; cell population proliferation; positive regulation of protein phosphorylation
Cellular component (GO): nucleus
Source: RefSeq, a predicted model, not a curated record